UUCAGUAAUGCCUAAAAGGCGAUCGACCGAUGUGUUUGAAGUGAAAAGAAAAAAAUGUAAGAUAGAAAAAUACGAAGAGUGUUUCGACACAUUCCUCCCUUAUCAAUCUAUAAUAGAAUUUUUAAAGAAACUCGCCCAAGAACACCCGACUAAGGUAAGACUUGCCACUUUGGGCGAGACGAACGGCGGCAACGAAAUUUACAUGGUCACCAUCUCCGACAGUCAGGACACCAAUAAAAAUGGAAUACUAAUAGAAGCUGGAAGCAACGGCGAGGCACCCAUGACUGUUGCCGUAGCUUUAUGUUUGAUUAAUCAUUUGGCAAAGAAUAAAAUCACCGCUUUGAUUAUGGACUAUUUCAUCAUUCCCUGUCUUAACCCAGAUGCGUAUGACUUUAUUCUUGAGCACCAGGAGGAAAGCAAAACUCAUUCGAGUGGUAGUGAUAGUGAUGAUGAUGAUGACGAAGAUGAUAAUGAUGAAGAUAACGACGUUGAUGAUGAUGAUGACGAUGGUGAUAAAAAUAAUUGUUCCGAUGAACAAGAUGAUGAGUCAGAUGAAGAAAAUCGAAAAGAAAACGAGAUCCAAAUAGACGUCGCCUAUAAUUACCCCUUCAUACUGGGGUUGACGGACUUCUCUAAAAUACCGACGGAUGAAUUCAUUGAUAAAAUUAAACAGUUUAAACAAAAUUUUAGGGGCGACUCGAAGGAAUCGAAUUCAUUUAAACACGUACUCAGGGAAUUAAACUACACCAUCAAACUGUUCAUAUCCAUACAAGCAAAUGGUGAGAACAUUUGUUAUCCUUACGGCUGUUACGAAGGGAGCAUGGACGAAUCUGAAGCAAACAAAAUCGCGCAGUUGGGACAGAAAGUUUUCAACAGACCGAUCACAGUUGGUGCAAUACAUGAUAUAUACGGUAUCACGUAUGGCAGUAUCAUCGAUUUCGUCGAACUUUUUUACGACACGAUCAAGUUUAAUUAUAUUUUAAACAUACACGCCAAGGAUGUUCGUCCUGGAAAAGAAGACAUAGAGAACUACUCUUCUGAAGUUAUUCAGUUCGUUAAAGCUAUGACCAGGGCUGUUUUUAUGUACUAUAACAGGACUCAAGAACGUUGCGAUGUAACAUGAAAUAUUAUUUAAGCAAAUGUUUUAAAAUGUUUUUAUUUUUGAAUAAAUUUUAUUUUAUUUUUUUA
Messenger RNA from Aethina tumida (small hive beetle), 1188 nucleotides. RefSeq lists its product as uncharacterized. Gene Ontology annotation, biological process: proteolysis. Lineage: Eukaryota; Metazoa; Arthropoda; Insecta; Coleoptera; Nitidulidae. The transcript has a single exon. The record is from RefSeq and is a predicted model, not a curated record. Bases 8 to 1123 code for a protein of 371 amino acids. Gene Ontology annotation, molecular function: metallocarboxypeptidase activity; zinc ion binding.